This is a messenger RNA of Contarinia nasturtii (swede midge), 3600 nucleotides long. It is a transcript of the gene smo, whose product is annotated as protein smoothened. Gene Ontology annotation, molecular function: transmembrane signaling receptor activity; patched binding. Bases 108 to 3146 code for a protein of 1012 amino acids. NCBI's taxonomy places the organism in Eukaryota, Metazoa, Arthropoda, Insecta, Diptera, Cecidomyiidae. The transcript has 8 exons. Gene Ontology annotation, cellular component: plasma membrane; dendrite; cilium. The record is from RefSeq and is a predicted model, not a curated record. Gene Ontology annotation, biological process: smoothened signaling pathway; commissural neuron axon guidance; positive regulation of smoothened signaling pathway.
AUCAGUUUGAGGAGAACAACAACAACGAUAACAUCAGUAUAGUGCUGAUUGAGCAAGAGCUGUAAACAAAAGAAGAAGAAGAAGACAGCGAAGAAGCGAUGUAAAAUAUGAAGUUCAUCGUAAUGAGCGUUAUAGUUUGGGCAUUUUUGUGUCAAGUGCUGUGUUGGAAUGCGGUGAAUGCUGUUUUCAUUGAAACGCCAUCGCUAGUCGAAAAGCCUGAAGAUGAACAAUUGGAUUUGUUGUCGAUCAAUGGUCGGGACUUUCUCAGUAAUAUCACAAAAGACAUAAGUGGCAAACCAUGGCAUGAUGAUCGGGAACAAAAUUACAUAAUUCGCUGUCUUCGACCUGCAAAAUGUGAACGAAUACAAACAAAUACAUGUUUUGGUAGUAAAAUUCCAUAUAAAUACACCAGCGGCCAAUUGUCGGAAGAAGGAAAUCAAGAGUCAAAUAUUAAAAAACUAAACCAACUCGAAGCAUUGCGAAAUGUUCCAAAGUGUUGGGAAGUAAUUCAGCCAUUUUUAUGUGCAGUUUAUUUGCCAAAAUGCACAAAGAGCAAAGGCAAAGAAUAUGUUUAUUUGCCAUCAUAUGAAAUGUGCCAAGCAACCGUUGAACCAUGCCGAGUUUUGUACGAUACCGACUUCUUUCCGAGCUAUCUCAAGUGUGAUGAAAAAGUGUUCCCGUGCAAAAAUUGUAGCAAUGAUGUUCGCGAAAUGAAAUUUACACCAAUUUCUAGUCAGUGUAUUUCACCAUUGGUUGCAACUGAUUCGGCUAUCAAUUAUUAUCCAGAUAUCGAAGGAUGUGGUCUUCAAUGUAGAGAUCCUAUGUAUACGGAAGGUGAGCAUGAAUCAGUGCAAACGUUGAUCUUUUGGGGCGCAACACUUUGUCUGGUUUGUAACUUUUACAUGAUCGCAACGUUUUCGAUUCAUGAUUGGCGGCAUUCAAAACAUCCAGCAUGGAAUUUAUUCUACAUUAGCAUUUGUUUACUGUGCAACUGGAUUGGGUGGAUGUUACAAUUUGUGCCUGGCCAUCGAGAUAAUAUUGUAUGUCGUCGCGAUGGAACAUUACGAUAUUCCGAACCGAGUGCCGGCGACAAUUUGGCCUGUAUCAUCCCCUUCAUUUUGGUCUAUUACUUUUCGAUUGCGGCUAAUAUAUGGUUUGCCAUUUUCACAUACCAUUGGUACUUACAGACAAAAGAUCGAGGAAGCAUUCGAGAUCGUAUCGAUAAAGAGAGUUUCUACUUUCAUUUCAUCGCCUGGGCUCUGCCCUUCAUUUUAACUGUCACCAUAAUGGUGCUGAGUGAAGUGGAUGGAAACAGCAUUACUGGGAUUUGUUUUGUUGGUUAUCGAAAUCGUGCCAUUCGAACCGGAUUAGUAUUGGUGCCAGUGGCUAUUUUAUCAUUUAUCAGUGUGAUUUUCACAUUUCGGGGAAUCUUGAAUUUGAAUCGCAUAAAACGUUGUAGUGCUACCAGCAGCGAAGAAGCAUCAAAGCUCAGUUCACACAUUUUGGGAAUGGGCAUACGAACGAUGCUGGUCAUCUUUUUCACUUCGUCAUUUUUCGUCUUCGAAAAUUAUGAGGUGCCCAAUGCUACAAUGUUCGCCAAGAGUUUGACCGAUUUUAUUACAUGCAAAAUAGUGGAAAGCAGCCCAAAUGACGUAACCAAGUGUAAAAUUCAGAAUCGUCCUAGUGUUGCCGUGACUCAACUUGGCUUGUUGAGUUUAUUCGGCGUGAAUUUGGUAAUAACGUCGUGGUGCUGGACAACGCAAGCGUUGAAGACGUGGAAAAGAUUCGUUAGACGAAAAACUGGCAACGAACUGAGCGAAGAUGAUAAAAUGCGUCCAAAGCAUCGAAUUAUCGCUGAUGCAUAUGCCAAGCGCAAGCACAUGGAUGGUGACAUUUCAGUUUCCAUUGAUCAUACUCUCACCGAUCCGGCUGGCUUAAACUUCGAUGUAAACAAUUUAAAUCCAGCCGAAUCGGAUGGAAUGAGCUCAACACUGAGAAACUAUAUGUACAAUAUAAUCAAUCGAAGAGGUGCCGUGGAAUUGGAACCCUUCACAUUGGAAGAUAAACGAAAUGGUGUAUCAUAUCCGAGCUCAUGUGCCGAAAAUAGUUAUAACAAUUCGGAAGUGAGUGUGAGUGUGCGACAUAUUGAGGUUGAGUCACGUCGCAACUCAGUGGACUCACAAAUCUCAUUGAAAAUGUCGGAAACAAAUUUCAAAGCAACACUAGAGAGCCGACCGCAAAAGCAUAAAGGUAUCAAUAUGAAAACGAAAAAACGUCAACGUAACAUUUUGUAUACAAAACGAACCAAUCGUCGAGCGAGCAGUUCAUCGAUUGAAAGUCAACGAAUUACGAAUCAAAUGCAAAAUUUCAAAUAUAAAUAUCCGAAAAAUGGAAUACCAAAUGUGGGUGAAAAUACGACGUAUGGACGCCGCAAUGCCAUAUCAGCCAGACCGGGUGACAUUUUAAAUGAGUUGAGAAGUCAGUUUAAAUCUCACGAUGAUGAUGAUGAUGACCAGUCGAUUGAUGAGGCGCAAACGAUGGAAAUAAAUGAACCAUCAAAUAUGCUUGUACCAGUAGAUAUGGGAGCAUGUUCACAUCAAAGAGUAGACAGCAUUGACAGAUUGGAUGCAUCACAUGAUAAUCAAGCAUCCCUCGAACAAAUAAUCAUUGGAUUAUUAAGAAAUAGCGACGAAAAAAAAAUAAAACAUUUGCUGAAAAUGAGCCACGAUUAUCCCAAUGGUGUGGAUAAAAGUCAUCGAAACAGCACAAAACGCUCGAAAACCCAACGUAAUUCACAUCACAAAAUGUAUGAACAACAGACAAACGAUGAAUCACAUCCAUCGAUUAUAAAAACUGAGAAAGAUUCGGGUACGUCAAUGUCAUCAUCGAUAGACAGGGAGAUGUCUCAAUCUCAAAAUAGCAAACGAAGUUGUGAUGUUGGCAUUCAGGCCAAUGACUUUGAUAUCGCAGGGCAACGUUCACGAAACAAUUAUGAUCAGGAUGAGGAAUGCACCGAAAUGCAUCACUUAUUGCCAAAUGGCAGAAGAAGAGAUGCACCAACUAUCGUUCGGAAAAAUAUAAGAGAAUUCGAAAUGUCGAGUGGACCGCAAAAAAUGCAAAAAGUACAUGAUCUUCUGUGGCCAUAAAAUUGAUUAUUUCAAUACUGAAUAUAAGAAAUUCGAUGACAUUUUGCAUACAUGCAACGUCACACCCAAUUUAUGUUAUUUACGCGAUCAACCAACUAUUUUCUUUGUACGCUUUUUUUUAUCUUUUUGCGUAAAUUUUUUUGUAGUAUUUUAUCUCAUAUUUUUAGCAAUGACGACAAAAACAAUUUUAUUCUUUUAUUUUAACAACGAAAAAAACUAUUACCAUGUAGUAUUUAGAUGCUAAUUUUAGCCGUUAAUAACACUCAGAACUGAUAAAUGCAAUUGCAAGCAUUUAAUUUGGACUUUUUUUUACCCAAUUUCUUUUCCUUUGCGAUAAAGAAUAAUUAUUCGAAACAAUGGCUCAAAUUUCAUUUAUUCUCAUUCUCUUGUAUCGUUUCGAAUUAUACAUAUAUAGUCUUUAUAUUAUUGAAUCUCGUUUUUAUCACCGAAUUAA